Messenger RNA from Adineta steineri, 912 nucleotides. The record is from the annotation of a GenBank genome assembly. Lineage: Eukaryota; Metazoa; Rotifera; Eurotatoria; Adinetida; Adinetidae.
AUGAUUAAUGAUCAAACUAAAACAAAUGGUUUUAUACUUAGUUCGGUUUCUCUUGGCUUUAAUAUAUUUGCAUGUUUAAUAUCAUGUAUAGUUUUUCUUAUUAUUAUAUAUCAUCUUUAUUAUAAUCAUGUCAAACGUGAAGAUAAAAUAACUGUUGUUCUUUGUGCUCAUAUAUAUCUAACAAUUUUAAUAUGUUCAUCAAUGUUAUCAUCAAUGAACAUUCGAUCAAUAUUGGGAUAUUUAUCUAGUGUAUUGCUUGGUAUGUUAUACUGGAAUUUUUUUAAUCAGGCAUUUUAUCGUCUAAUUCGAAUUGUUUAUUUUCAAAAUAGACGGCUUCAGUCUCUAAAAUUAUAUAUAGUUUUACCAUUUAUAGAAUUAAUAAUAGUAACAUGUAUUCUUCUAUGUAUUCUCAUACCUUUGAAUGGUGUUACAUAUUUACCAAAUGAUUACUUUUGUUAUCCAACAUUCACAAAUAUUCCUGCUAUUCUUUCAGUAGUAGUUACUGCUUACAUGUGUCCAUUUUGUUGUAUAUCAUUUAUUUAUAUCCAUAUAACAAGAUUUAUUCAUCGACAAAGAAAUAUUCAAACAUUAGUAGUCAAACAACGACAAGCUCGUGAUUUACUUAUUAUGCGACGUAUAUUAAUAAUUGUUAGUUUAUUACUUGUUCUUGGAAUACCUGCAAUGACUGUUAUAUUUAUGUUUAUAAUAACAGGUGAAGAGAAUCCAUUACUUGCUCGAAUUUCAUUGUUUCCAGGUAGCGUAUCUGGAGCAGGGUUGAGUGUAGCAUUACUUUUUUGUAUUCGACAACUAAAAAAUAUUGUUCUGAACUUACGAAGAACAAGCAUAGUGACACCUGUCAAUCAAACCAUACGAGGUACAAUACAAAUGAGAACGGUUGUUGUUACUCAAUAA